This is a messenger RNA of Alosa sapidissima (American shad), 1858 nucleotides long. It is a transcript of the gene ccdc174, whose product is annotated as coiled-coil domain containing 174. The record is from RefSeq and is a predicted model, not a curated record. The transcript is spliced from 11 exons. NCBI's taxonomy places the organism in Eukaryota, Metazoa, Chordata, Actinopteri, Clupeiformes, Clupeidae. Bases 229 to 1506 code for a protein of 425 amino acids. Gene Ontology annotation, cellular component: nucleus.
UGCCAGAGAAGAAGAUGUGAUUCAGUCUAUUUUUUUUUUUACUGUUAAUGGAUUGGAUUCACCACUAUAUGCUCAACUGAUGUCCAUGUGUGGGUAAUCAGCUUGGAUUUCAUAUCUCCAUAAUGGACAAAAAGAAGCAGUUUAACGUUACAGCCUCGUCGCUGGUGGAUCUGAAGGCAGAGCUUUACAGGAAACAGCAGGAGUUUCGACAGGAAAAGAUCACCCAACAUGGAGGAACUUCUGCUGCUGGGUCCGCCGACAGACCAAAGCUUAAGAAGCCCAACAUCUGGAGUAAACAGAAUGAAGGCGUGUCUGCACGUGCUCAGAAGGACGUGGAACUCAGUGCAGAGGAGGAGAAUAAUCUGGACAAAUCAAAGUGAAAAGAAACUGGAGGAGAAGGCUCGUAUCUAUGAGCAGAUGACCAAAGGAGAUUUCCCAGAUGAGGAGACGGAGGGACUUUUCCUGGUGGACUUCACCCAGAAGAUAAUUGACCAGAGAAGAAAUGCACAUGCAAACACCUCAAGUGCGUACAGAGACGGGGAAGAAGAGGACCAACAAAUUCCAGUUCCUCCCCCUCAGAACCCUGAUGAAGAAUGGGUGGAAUAUGUUGAUGCCCUGGGAAGAUCACGCAAAUGUUUGAAGAAAGACUUGCCAAACUUUCAGAAAAUGGACCAGGAUUUUCAGAAAAGCAGGUUGGGUAGCGGUGAUAAGAGUCUGCUCUCAGAGGACAUGCGGAGAGAGAUCCAGAGGGAGCAGUGGGCAGAGGAGGAGGAGGAGAGCAUGAAGAGACCCAUAGGGCCCAUUCACUACGAGAACAUCAGGGAACAAGAGGCCAGAGAGCUGGGUGUUGGCUACUUUUCGUUUGCCCAGGAUGAGGAGCAGCGACGGAAACAGAGGGAAACCCUGGACAUGCUCAGAGAUCAGACCACAGACCAGCGCAGUAAGAGGGAGCGACUGAAGGAGAAGAGGAAGGCCCUGCUGGAGGCUCGUCUGGCCAAAGUGAGGAUGAGGAAGAUGAAGAAGAGCAAACUGGAUGGAACCGAGGAGGAGUCAGGUGCUGCGGUGCAGGAGGAGGAAGAGGAGGAUGAGGAGGGUGUUGGAGAAGUUCCUGAGACGCCAUCCGUGCCGAAGGUGGAGGUGGAGAUCCAGGAAAGGAAGGACACCAAACCUGGAGUUCCUCACGUUCGAGAGUGGGACAGAGGGAAAGAGUCUAUGUGGAACCAGUGGGUCAGCGGUCGCCGUGACGAGAGGGACUCUGAGUUUGCUCCACCGUCGGCGUACUUCAGCAGUCAGAACCGGGCCGGCAGCAGAAGCAGAACCUCUGGCGAGGAGGACCAGAACAAACCUAGGCUCGCCUUCAAGUGGGCUGAGACACACACACACUCAUCCACACACACCGCCCAACAGUCAGCGAGUCACACACCACCACCACCUCCUCGGUCCCAGCCAACACAGCAGGGCCAGAGUCUGGAUGACAUGCUCUCCUUCUACAAGAACUCUACCUAGUGAUUUUUAACUCACGACCUUUGACCUGUGUACAGCUCAGCUGCUUCCUCAGAUGGUGAUCGCAAUAGGACUAUGUGUGUGUUGACUUCAGAGUUGAAAUGUGCAGCUAAGUUCAUAAGACCAUCGCACCAUUCAGUGUGAGAAAGCUGAAUGCUCCUCUACAGUCACAUAAGGUAACUAAAUGUACUGCAUGUUUGCCAUUUUACUAGAGGUGUAUAAUAUAGAAAACACACAACAUAAAAAAUAUGGCCGACCACCAUUGAUGUCGACCAUAAGGACUAUCCUGUAAAUAAUUUUUAGCACAAUAUUUGGGUGUGUUUAGUUGGAUUAAAGAGGAUUCUAUGAAGAACAA